Messenger RNA from Mesoplodon densirostris (Blainville's beaked whale), 2364 nucleotides. RefSeq names its product solute carrier family 26 member 9 (gene SLC26A9). Gene Ontology annotation, molecular function: chloride transmembrane transporter activity; bicarbonate transmembrane transporter activity; oxalate transmembrane transporter activity. Gene Ontology annotation, cellular component: membrane. The transcript is spliced from 20 exons. NCBI's taxonomy places the organism in Eukaryota, Metazoa, Chordata, Mammalia, Artiodactyla, Ziphiidae. Gene Ontology annotation, biological process: transmembrane transport. The coding region runs from base 1 to 2364 and encodes 787 amino acids. The record is from RefSeq and is a predicted model, not a curated record.
AUGAGCCAGCCCAGGCCCCGCUACGUGGUAGACAGAGCUACCUACUCCCUCACCCUCUUCGAUGAUGAGUUUGAGAAGAAGGAUCGGACGUACCCACUGGGAGAAAAACUUCGCAAUGCCUUCAGAUGUUCCUCGGCCAAAAUCAAAACCGCAGUGUUCGGGCUGCUCCCCGUGCUCUCUUGGCUCCCCAAGUACAAGAUCAAAGAUUACAUCAUCCCUGACCUUCUUGGCGGCAUCAGCGGUGGAUCCAUCCAGGUCCCACAAGGCAUGGCAUUUGCUCUUCUGGCCAACCUUCCUGCAGUCAACGGCCUCUACUCCUCCUUCUUCCCCCUCCUGACCUACUUCUUCCUGGGGGGUAUCCACCAGAUGGUGCCAGGUACAUUUGCCGUUAUCAGCAUCCUGGUGGGUAACAUCUGUCUGCAGCUGGCCCCAGAGUCGAAAUUCCGGGUCUUCAACAAUGCCACCAAUGAGAGCCAUGUGGACACAGUGGCCAUGGAGGCCGAGAGGCUGCACGUGUCGGCAACGCUAGCCUGCCUGACUGCCGUCAUCCAGAUGGGCCUGGGCUUCGUGCAGUUCGGUUUUGUGGCCAUCUACCUCUCUGAGUCCUUCAUCCGGGGCUUCAUGACGGCCGCUGGCCUGCAGAUCCUGAUCUCCGUGCUCAAGUACAUCUUCGGACUGACCAUCCCCUCCUACACAGGCCCAGGGUCCAUCGUCUUUACCUUCAUUGACAUUUGCAAAAACCUCCCCCACACCAACAUCGCCUCGCUCGUCUUCGCCCUCAUCAGCAGCGUGUUCCUGGUGCUGGUGAAGGAGCUCAACACCCGCUUCAUGCACAAGAUCCGCUUCCCCAUCCCUACAGAAAUGAUCGUGGUAGUGGUGGCAACAGCUAUCUCUGGGGGCUGCAAGAUGCCCAAAAAGUAUCACAUGCAGAUCGUGGGAGAGAUCCAACGAGGGUUCCCCACUCCCGUGUUGCCUGUGGUUUCACAGUGGAAGGACAUGAUUGGCACAGCCUUCUCCCUGGCCAUCGUGGGCUAUGUCAUCAACUUGGCUGUGGGCCGGACCCUGGCCAGCAAGCACGGCUAUGACGUGGAUUCUAACCAGGAGAUGAUCGCCCUGGGCUGCAGCAACUUCUUCGGCUCCUUCUUUAAAAUCCAUGUCAUUUGCUGCGCUCUGUCUGUCACUUUGGCUGUGGAUGGAGCUGGAGGAAAAUCCCAGAUUUCAAGCCUGUGCGUCUCCCUGGUGGUGAUGGUCACGAUGCUGGUCCUGGGGUCCUAUCUCUACCCUCUCCCCAAGGCUGUGCUAGGAGCCCUGAUUGCUGUCAACCUUAAGAACUCCCUCAAGCAACUCGCCGACCCCUACUACCUGUGGAGGAAGAACAAGCUGGACUGUUGCGUCUGGGUGGUGAGCUUCCUCUCUGCCUUCUUCCUGAGUCUGCCGUAUGGUGUGGCAGUGGGUGUCGCUUUCUCCAUCCUGGUUGUGAUCUUCCAGACCCAAUUUCGAAAUGGCUAUACUUUGGCCCAAGUCAUGGACACUGACAUUUAUGUGAAUCCCAAGACCUAUAAUAGGGUCCAGGAAAUCCAAGGGAUAAAGAUCAUCACUUACUGCUCCCCUCUCUACUUUGCCAACUCGGAAAUCUUCAGGCAAAAGGUCACUGCCAAGACAGGUGUGGACCCCCAGAAAGUAUUGCUGGCCAAGCAAAAAUACCUCAAGAAGCAGGAGAAGGGGAGAACGGUGUCCAAGCAACAGAGGAAGUCCCUAUUUAUGAAAAACAAGACUGUCUCCCUGCAGGAGCUUCAGCAGGACUUUGAGAACGGCUCCCCAACUGACCCCAACAACAAUCAGACGCCUGCUAAUGGUGCCAGCGUGUCCUACAUCACCUUCAGCCCUGACAGCUCCACAGCUGCCAGCUGUGAGCCCCCGGCCUCUGCUGAGCCCAGUGACAUCCUGGCCAGCGUCCCACCCUUUGUCACCUUCCACACCCUCAUCUUCGACAUGAGUGGGGUCAGCUUUGUGGACUUGAUGGGCAUCAAAGCCCUGGCCAAGCUGAGCUCCACCUAUGGGAGGAUCGGUGUGAAGGUCUUCUUGGUGAACAUUCAUGCCCAGGUGUACAAUGACAUUAACCAUGGUGGCGUCUUCGAAGAUGGGUGUCUAGAGCGCAACCACGUCUUUCCCAGCAUACACGAUGCAGUCCUGUUUGCCCAGGCAAAGGCCAGGGAAGUGGCCCCAGGACACAACCUCCAAGGGGCUCCAGUGGACCCCGAGCUCUCUUUGUGUGAUUCGGAGGAGGACAGUCCCAGCUGCUGGGACUUAGAGCAGGAGAUGUUUGGCAGCAUGUUUCACACAGAGAACCUGACCGCCCUGUGA